GCAGAGAGUAAAGAGUUUAAGUAUGAGUCUAUUUUAGAUAAGGAGAAAACCCUGCUAGGGAAUAUGGUUACUGCAAAUAAUACUCAAGAAGAAUCUGAUAGAAAUAGCUCUAUUCCAAUAGACAUUGUCCCUAUUAAGCCAAUUACUCUAUUAAGUGAUUAUGGAAAAAAUAUACUAAACAAUGUCAAAAGCACUGCUCGUAAAAGAUAUUACACUAAAUAUGAAGAAACAACCACUUCAACUAACAAUGAGCUGGAAAGCA
Dentiscutata heterogama is the source of this 262-nucleotide messenger RNA. Lineage: Eukaryota; Fungi; Glomeromycota; Glomeromycetes; Diversisporales; Gigasporaceae. The record is from the annotation of a GenBank genome assembly.